AUGGAGGAAUAUAAUGUAGAUAAUGUUUUAAAAAAUAUUUUUGAUGUUACUGAAAAUAAUUGGAAAGCUUCUGAGAAGAUUCCUCUUGUAUCCAAAGAAAUAGAACAAUUAAAAAAUGAUUUCAAAUCAUUACUUGCAUCUACCGAAUAUGAUAUGACAUCAAUACUCCAAGAGAGUGUCGCUUUAUGUAAUGAGACACAGAGUCUUGCUGAGGAAUUGGAUUUAUGUAAACUAGAGAUAGAACAAGAGACGAUGGCUGAUGUUCUCAAAUCUCUGGCUAAACGAGAUGAGAUACAACAUGAACUAACAUCUGUUAAUUUUGCCAUUGAUGUAGUCCAUGAUGUCCUCCUUUGUGGGAACUUUGUGAAAGAGAUUGAAGACAGUAAAGAAUCACAGAGCUUCAGUAGAGCUAUAGAAGCUGUUUAUGAUCUCCUGCAGCACUCCGAGUCUCCAUCUGAAGGAUUUAAAUACCUAGAAGUGUACAACACUACAAAAUCCAUUGCUAAUUCUAUUAAAGACACAUUACUUACUGACCUGCUUACUGAGUGGACCCGUAUGAUGACAUGGAACAUUAAGGCAGGUACUCGCAAAACUGUUAUCACUAUAACAUUGUGCUUUGAUGAAUCUCUUGCCGUGGUCGAUAUCCUGAAUGCUCUUGAUAGAAGUGGAGCUUUAGCCGAUAGAGUAUCAGAAUUCGCCCAAUUUUUACUGAAAGAAGUUCUGGUACCAAUUAUACACACCGAGGUGACUGUUUAUGAUGAAACUCCUGAACUGAUGACUGUCACUAUAAUGCACAAAACGAAUUAUACACAAAGAUAUGAUGCUGUCAUAUCUAACUUAAGAUUACUCUUCCAUUACUUGAACAAUAAGCUGAAUGUUGACUUCAAGAGAGAUACAACAAUCAUGAGAAUGAUUGGUAAAGAGAUCAAUGCAGAAUUCAAAGAAAUACUCACAAGAGAUUGUCUGCUUGAUACCAUACCAAAUAACAUAAAUGAUUUGCAGACUUAUGGACGGAUCACUUCAGAAAUUGAAGAUUUUCAGAAUUUCUUAGUGUUAGUCAAGUUCUGUAAUGAGGACUAUUCAAUUUUGCAAUAUUUAGACAAUAUUGAUGUUUUGUUUGCAAAUAAGGCGAGCUUGCACUUCUUAGAGACUGCCAGGACUAUUAUGCUGAAAGAUUUGAGUGCUACAAUGUCCAUCGGAGUGGAGCAUGUUCCUAAUGAAGUGCUUGAGAUAAAGCCUGAUGAGGAAGGUGCUGAAGCUUUGAAAUUACUUGACAAAAUAUUUCCUAAGAGUUUGUUCUUCUUCCCGAGGUGCAUGAUAUCGAAGACAGCUCAAGAGUUAUUGGAUCUGUUGUAUGGAAUGAUGGAGCAAGCUGUGCAGUGUUCAGAUACAGUCUGCAAGAAAUUAUACAAUACCACAAGGCUGGUGUUUGAGCUGUACGAUGCUGUGGUGCCAUACCACCAUGAGAACUAUUUGCAAACUAUCCCUCAGUAUGUUGCGCUGUUCCACAACAACUGUAUGUUCCUCGCGCACAACCUCCAGAUAUUUGGCGAUAAAUGGCUGACUCUCAUGGAGGGACGAGAGUUGGACUAUCCCAUUGGCUUCGUUGACUUGGUGCAGAAAAUGCGCGACCUUGGCUACAAGCACCUCACCAUACACAUGCAACAACAGAGGAAACAGAUACUUGACAAUAUUAGGUCUUCCGAUCUCAACUGCAUCGUUGUGAAAGACGUGUUGAGUGAUAACGCGGAGGCUGCAAUUCGACAGUGCCUUCGACAAUUGCAUUUACUGAAGAAUGUCUGGAUCGGAGUCUUCCCAAAAAAUGUUUUCACAAGACUCAUGGCUACCCUAGUGAAUAUGUUCUUGGACGAGCUGAUCCACCGCGUGUGCACAGUGGAGGAUAUUUCCAUGGAGAUGGCCACACAACUGACUGAGAUGUACACUAUUGUUGUGCAGAAAGCUCCACAACUGUUCCAGGCUCCAACAGAUAUUGAAGAACAUGUAAAAUCCUGGAUUAAGCUCCAAGAGUUGAUCUUCAUACUAGGCGGGUCACUCAAAGAUAUUGAAAAUCACUGGAAGGACGGCACUGGCCCCUUAGCGGUACAUUUCAAGAAUGAAGAACUCCGCAGUCUCAUCAAAGCCCUGUUCCAAAAUACGCAGAUGCGUGCGAAUCUUCUAUCCAAAAUAAAGUAA
Spodoptera littoralis (African cotton leafworm) is the source of this 2193-nucleotide messenger RNA. Lineage: Eukaryota; Metazoa; Arthropoda; Insecta; Lepidoptera; Noctuidae. The record is from the annotation of a GenBank genome assembly.